Molecule: messenger RNA, 2494 nt
Organism: Geodia barretti
Lineage: Eukaryota; Metazoa; Porifera; Demospongiae; Tetractinellida; Geodiidae
Source: the annotation of a GenBank genome assembly
UGCAGAGUCUGAAAGUGCUCAUUGAUAGAGUGUUAUCAGAUAGCUAGAGAGAUUGAAACACGUGUUGUCCUUGAUUUCUUCCAAAAGCACUGAAGACUACUAUUAUUUGUUCCUCGGAGUCCCAGACUCCACCUGAGUGAGGAGGUGGUGGACGUGGGGUGUCUGGUGGCAGAGAACCAGAUCCACACUACCUCCUUCUCCCUCUCCAACCUCGGGACUCGUGAGGGAGACUUCUUCAUCGACACCUCUCCUCUCCCUGGCUGGAUCUCCCUCCAGCCCACCACUGGCCACCUACUGCCUCUACAGUCCACUAGAAUACGGAUGGAGAUUUUGUGCAAGGAAGAAAUUAAAUUCUCCAAUGCUCUCAGAAUCUGUACUUCAGCUCCACCCACUGCUGUUGACACUCCAGCUGCUAAUACUGGUGGUGAGGGUGAGGAGGCAGCUCCCUCUCUCCUCCUGACAGUGUGUGGGAGACUGGAGUCCAGAGCUCUCAGAGUCCUGGACCCUCUCUCCCUCUCCUCCCUCUCCUCCCUCUCCUUCCCACCCACCUACUAUGACACAACUACCUCCAGACAAGUUGUUCUGUUCAAUGAGAGUCCAGUGUCCACUGACUACCUGUGUCUCCUGGACAAGAGAGCCCGAGGGAGUGAGGUGGGCGGGGCAGAGGGUGUGGCCAUGGCCCUCACGGAGGGAGGUCCCGGCCAGGAGAGGUGGAGGGAACAGGGCUCCACUCCUCCUCACGAGUCUAUCAUAUCUGUCCUUCCUUCUCAGGUACUCUGUUGCCUUAUGAGAAGAGGAUAUUGGAGCUGACCAUUGGCCCCAGGUUCAUUUCCUCCGACAGUGGGUGGAGCCACUUCCAGGCCACACCCACCAGACGUGACUACACACUCUACCUUCGCUUCCUUGCUGUUGACACCAACAGAGAGUCCACAGCCUCUGGAGGUGACCUUGAGGUGGCAGUGUGUGCAACUGCUCUACCAGUGGACGUACAGCUGGAGCCCAGCCCUCCACUACAGUUUGGAGCCACUCCCACCAUGUCCCCCACCACCCAGCAUGUCAAGGUCCACAACAAGUCAGACACACUUCCUCUCUACUUCACCACUCACCGUGUCCCUCACUACACUUGUCACCCUCCCUCCGGGCACAUCCCACCCUCACACACCCUCACCCUCUCCCUCACCUUCACUCCAAAGCAGCUCGGACCACUCAAUGCCAGACUACUCAUCGACAUUCUGACCUCAGACUCCAGAAGUGGUAAAGAAGGAGGAAUAGUGAAGACACUGGUGGUGGAUCUGAGAGGAGAGGGAGUGAGUCCAGGGCCUGGGGGGAGGGGAAGAGGGGACGAGAGUGGGAGUAACAUCAACUACGCCCAUCCUGAUGACAUGGCCACCAGCAUUAGACCUUACGAUGGAUAUCAAGUCGUCACUCCCUAUACGCGGACCCCCCGCUACACGUACGUGGACAGAGACUAUGCCUACAGUGAGGCAGAGAGACGCGAGAUCCAGUGGCACAGAGACCACUACCUUCACUACCUCAGACACUCUCAGGCUCUCCGACUGUGGAACAGGAGAGAAAGAGCUCUGGUAGCAGCAGCCUGUGGACCAGAGAGGGAGCUGGGGCUGCUUCCUCUGAAAGCUCCCUCCAACUCCCCCACUGUCUCCAGUGAUAGUUCUGCCAGGUGGAGGAAGAAGAGGAGAGGAAGAGGUGCUGGUAAACCUGGGAUCAUGACUACUGAUGAUGUCACCACUGCCACCUCCGUAGACCUGAGAGAGGUUGAGCAGUGUUCAACUACUGCUGAGAGUCAACAAGCGGCAAGUGAAGUCAAUGCUGCUCUUUCUCCAUAUCAGCUCUCUCUUAUCACAAUAUGCCCAGGAGUUCUGGACUAUGGUGUGAUUGCAGUCAGUUCAGUGGUGGAGAAGACUGUAACCAUAAAGAACAGCUUGAACCAACACAUCUGUUUCACUUUCAAGCUUGCUGGGUCAGGAGUGAAGAGUCCACUGUUCCCUUCCUCUUCCUCCUCCUCCUCCUCUUCCUCUCAUCUCGUCCUCCCUCCUCUGUCUUACACCAAUCUCCCCUUCACCAUUCAUCGUGACACAACUGGUCUCCUUGAAAGGUGUGUGGAAUGUCUUGUGAAUACCCGACAUGUGGUUCGACUGCCAGUCCGUGUGGAGACAGUACCCUCUCCCUCUCCCUCUCCACCAACACCCUCACCCUCUCACAACCUCCAGUUGCCCCUCCCUCUGCUGGUAACACUCUCAGUUCAUUAUGACACUCACGUUUGUAAUAGAGUGGUACAUGCGUCACACUCUACGUACGUAGGUAUACAAAAACCUCUUAAUGCUAGCAAUGUUAUGAAGUUGUGCAUCAUACCACGAGUGGCAAGAAUUUAUGCACAAUUUUAGCUGUGGCUUGGAUGCUUAAAAGUUUAGUUGCCACCGUGUGUAUGUGUAGCAUGGUGCUGCAUUACUUUGUGAGCUACACUGAUGUGCUCUGU